Messenger RNA from Bactrocera neohumeralis, 1576 nucleotides. RefSeq names its product serine/threonine-protein phosphatase 2A activator (gene Ptpa). Gene Ontology annotation, cellular component: cytoplasm; protein phosphatase type 2A complex; nucleus. Gene Ontology annotation, molecular function: peptidyl-prolyl cis-trans isomerase activity; protein tyrosine phosphatase activator activity. The record is from RefSeq and is a predicted model, not a curated record. The coding region runs from base 115 to 1278 and encodes 387 amino acids. NCBI's taxonomy places the organism in Eukaryota, Metazoa, Arthropoda, Insecta, Diptera, Tephritidae. Gene Ontology annotation, biological process: mitotic spindle organization. The transcript is spliced from 5 exons.
CCCUUGCAACCUUCAAGGUUACUUAAAACAAAACAAAUUUUCUGAUAUUUUUUUAUCAUUCGUAAAACCGGACAAUAUUAUUUUAUCAUAUUUACAAUUUACUGGAAUAUAAAAAUGGAUGAGUUUCGUAAAUCGGACAUCCCAUUCGAAGCACUAAGCGGUCAUGAGCCGUCAAAGCACGUAAAGAUACCCCAGGACAUAGUCAAAUGGCAGCGUUCGGAAGCUUACUAUGACCUUUUGGGUUUUAUAAAUGCUGUCAGUUAUGCAAUUCAAGGCAAACGCAUUAAUGAUCCGAAUAUUUACAUCUCACCCACAAUGAAGAAUGUUGUGGGCAUUUUCGAUAAGCUCAAUAAGCUCGUUGAUGAAUCCCCUCCGGUUGAUCAACCAACUCGCUUCGGAAACAAAGGCUAUCGUGUUUGGGCUCGUAAAAUGCAUCGCGAUAUAUUCGUAUUUAUGAAAGAAGCCUUACCCCAAGAGAAGUGUGAUUUGUUCAGUGAACUAGGAGCAUAUUUGAGCGAGUCUUUUGGCAACUCAGUCCGCAUCGAUUACGGAACUGGUCAUGAACUAUCUUUUAUAUUCUUCCUUUGUGCGCUUUUCAAAGCUAAAAUAUUCACAGAAGAGGACAGUAUAGCUUGCGCACUCCGUCUGUUUAACAGCUAUUUAAUUUUUGUGAGAAGGCUGCAGAAGGAGUAUCAUUUAGAACCAGCUGGUAGUCAAGGAGUUUGGUCUCUUGACGAUUUUCAAUUUGUUCCUUUUGUUUGGGGUAGCGCUCAGUUAUCUUUCAAUAGCCCCUUCGAUCCGGCCCGUUUUCUUGAUGAUGACAUAAUAAACGAGUACAAAGACGAUUAUUUGUUCAUAGGAUGCAUCGAUUAUAUCAAACAAGUAAAAACCGGACAUUUUGCGGAACAUUCUAAUCAGCUAUGGAGUAUUUCUGCAGUGCCCAGUUGGACAAAAAUUAACAGUGGUCUAGUGAAAAUGUACCAAAAGGAGAUUUUAUCCAAAUAUCCAAUUAUGCAGCAUGCACUUUUUGGCAAAUUAUUACGUUUUGAUCCCGUUACACCAGGAACAGCCCUGCCUGUCGCUCGUCUAGGUUUUAUACAUCCAUCGUCCACGAAAUCUUCUACGAAUUCAUCGAGUUCGGGUAAAAGUGGUUCGCAAAUAUUAGAAACAGAGAAGUACGACACCUCUACACAAAGCGUGGCUAAAUCUCCGAAAUCAUCAGAGGAGGAUCAAUACAAAAACGAUAAGCCCACUGAUGCAGCAGAAAAUCCAGUAUAAAGCAAAGGGAGAACCCAUGGUGUCAUUAAAGUCGGAAUGAUCCAUCUAUGUAUUAAACAACCUAAUUGGCUGAAAAUUUCAUAAUGGUAUUAUCGAACGCAUAGUUUUAUUGAAAUGUCUGAGUAAUCGCUUUAUAUUGCCGUCUAAUCGGAGAUGAGCGAAAUUGGGCACGCCUCCAACUGCAAACUGCAUUCACUUAAUAUCUGGACUGCAGACAACAACAACAAAUACAAAUUUCAUAUAAAUAAUCGUUAAAUAUAAAUUUCUUUACUCAUACAUAAGUAUGUAUGCACAGAUA